GAACUUCUUGGCAUAUUCUAUAUAAUCAGUUGUGAACUUUGACAUGCCUAUAUUAUAUAGAUUGACAUGCGCACGCACACAUAACCCCAGACAAGAGUGAGACGACGUAAAAGGAACCGGUAACGUUGUUGCAGACGCUUUCUUUGAUAUGCUUCGGUUUUCUAGAUUCUCAGUUUAGUUGUCCGCUUCAAACGAUCGGAGCUUAAGAAAUUUUGUGGCGAGCCGUUAAGACAGUUCGUUCCCAUGGACCACGAAGAGUAGACAACAUUUUUUUUUUAAACAGUGGACUUUAUAUUAAUUGUACUGUUAAGGUUUUAAAAACCUUUCAACAAGUUGACGUACUAUUUUUUUUAAACAAACGACGAUAUGGGUCAAUUCACUAGACGACAGUGGCUAACGCUCAUAGUCAUUAGUAUAGCCGAUUUUUGCAAUGCUAUCUGCGUAUCCCUGCAAGCUCCGUUCUACCCUGCUGAGGCUGAAAGAAAAGGCGCUACUGCAACCGAAUAUGGCUUGGUAUUUGGAAUUUUCGAAUUGGUUGUGUUCAUCAUCAGUCCUUUCUACGGUCAACGAAUCAACCAAAUCGGACCGAAACUUAUGUUCAAUGGUGGUAUACUUACCACUGGAACUUGUGCCAUAUUUUUUGGCUUUCUCGACAGAGUCGAUGGAAGAUAUCCCUUCAUCAUAUUGUCCUUCGUUAUACGAAUUGUCGAAGCUCUGGGCAACGCCGCGUUUCUAACGGCAAGUUUCGCCAUCAUAGCCAAGGAAUUUCCCGAUAAUGUCGCGACAACUUUUGCGAGUCUCGAGACGUUCUUCGGCUUGGGUCUGAUCGUUGGUCCAACUGUUGGCGGAGCCCUUUAUCAGAUUGGGGGCUACACAACACCGUUCGCUGUAUUGGGUUUUGCUCUCUUCAUGGCUGCUGUGAUCACAGCUUUCGUACUUCCGGUUAAAAAUAAUACGGAAGAAACCAGUCAUAACAUGGAAGGAAAGUACAUGAAGGUACUACGGAUUCCUGGAGUGAUGGUAGCUUCUGCGUCGAUAAUCGCAACGAGCAUGAGCAUAGGCUUUUUGCAAGCCACCCUGGAACCUCACCUACGUAAAUUCGAGCUGAGCCCGGUCGUACUGGGCAUCAUGUUCGUGAUCAACGGAGGCACUUACGCCGUCACAGCGCCGGCCUGGGGUUGGCUGUGCGACAAGCACGCGAGGCCGAAGGUGGCCACCGUGGCUGGCUGCGUCCUCACGGUCAUCGGUUUUGGUCUCAUUGGUCCGGCACCGUUCAUUCCCAGUGGAACCAUGCUUUGGGUCACGAUAUCCGGCCUGAUUAUUCACGGCUUGGGGAUGUCUGCUCAGCUCGUAGCUAGUUUCACCGAUGCCCUUCGAACGGCCGUCGACCACGGAUUCCCGAACAACCUCGAAACUUACGGCUUGAUAAGUGGAUUAUGGACGAGUACAUUUGCCCUGGGGGCCUUCAUUGGACCGAGCAUCGCCGGUAUCCUAUUCGAUAACAUAGGCUUUCGGAACGCUUCCAUGUUCAUUUGUGCGCUCCACCUCAUCGUCGGUGUCGUGGCGUGCGUAUUCCUCUGCUGCUACGAGAGGAAGGGACCCAAGCUGUACACGGAGCUGGGCAUCGCUGAAAAUUUGAGAUCGUCGAUUACCGACAGCGGUCGCUCGCACAGCAUGAGCAUGAGCGGCCGAACGUCCGCCGCGCGAAUGGCCGCCGUCCAGAGCAUGCCCGUCGACCGGCCGAGCUUCAUGAACUCCCUCAUCGCCUGCAACAGCUACUCGAAUCGAGCCAACGCCUGGUCGCGAACCUCCUGCAGCGGACGCUUCGGCUACGGGAGCAUCGAGCACAAUAAUAAGCGACAGACCUUCGAGAGGACAACGCUGACCUUCCUAUGAGCUACAGAAAUGAGGAUGCAAAUGAUGCGGGACACCAAUUUGAUCGAAAAGAAUUUCCCUUUUAUGUGAUCUUAAUAACUUUGGUCCGGAACCAUAUUUUUUUAUAAGAAUAGUUUUCAAAAAAGAAAUCCAAAAUAUAACAUGAGGAAGGAAAGAAAAAUUUGCAUUAGCCUCGAAGAAAGUCGCAAAGCUCAAACUUUUAUUCAGACAACUUCUCGUACCAUGUGCCAAUUUCGUAUCGACUUAUUUUUCAUCAUUUGCUUUCAAACAACUAGACACAACGGAGAAAGAAAGAGCAAAAGAGAGAGAAAAAAAGAUAUAGAAUGCGAGUAAGAAUUGAUACGAAUUUUGACAUUUUCACUGCAAAGUAGUUCAUUUUCACAGAUAUUAUCUUGACUAUUAUGAUUUUACCGAAAAACUACGCAAACCCGUGACACUCUUAGCCUACCGCAUAUUGACUAUUAUUCGAGUCAAGGUCGGUUUUAUAAUUUUAUAUUCUUAUUGUAUAGUUGAAAGAUACGCUAAACACCGAGAGCCUACCCGAGAGGCAACAAUGGCAAAAAUCCAUAAAAGGAGAGAGAAUAAAAGAUUAUAUUCGUCGCUUCUUUUUACAAUGUUGCUAUAAUGAUAUUUCAUGUAUAUUCGCGAGACGUCCUGAUCCUUUUUCUUCGCAGUCGCAAUUUACUCGUGCAUGCGUACCCUUUUGCCGACUUAUCAAAAGUUCCAAUUCUGCGAACUUCAAGGCAAGGAUCACCCAUGGCCAAAAUCGAUGUUUUAUUGUGUCUGUCGCAGAAUAAAUUAUCAUCCGUGCCUUAGCUUCUGCAUCUAAAACUAAUAAUAAAUGUAUGCAUGGAAUUCGGUCGAAAAUAUUUGCUAUUUUAUUUACCGUAGGUGUAAAGUUUGUGAUAUGUGACGAAUUAGGAUUCGAUGUUUUUUCUUUUCUUCGGCGAAUGUAUAUUUUAUAUCGAUAUACUUACUACCUAUAUAUUAUAUUUUUAAGAUUUUUAUGAUGUCGACUCCGAUACAUUUAAACUUACAUAGCUUUUAUAAAUUUAUUGUUUAACUACUAAAUAACAUUUAUGUACAAUCUGUCAAAGAUCAAAUGAAUUUUCGUUGUCAAGGGACAGCAAAAAUUGUAUGAUUGACAAUGCGAUUAAUAAUAUGCCAAAGCCAAGGGAAAAUUUUUUGUUCUCAACCUUGGCUCUGGCAUCUCUUUAAUACUCGCGCAAAAAUUAAAAAAAGACAGAUCGUUGAAUCAAUUUUUUUUUUUAAAUUGUGAAACUUUUGUAUAUUUUAGGCGCAUUAUUUAAUUUUUUCUUGCGUAAACAAAUAUGUGAGUUUAUGCAAGGUCAACGAUCGAAUACAGGUCACAAUACUUAGCAAUCAUCUCAGUCUGCUUUCUACGUAAUUUAAAUAAUGCGAGUUAAGAUUAAGCUUUAUAAAAGUCAUUACAUUUGGCUACCAAAGUAGAUUUGUUAAAAUUACAGGUGCGUACGACAGAUUUAUAAGCGCAUUUCAUUGAAAAUUUCUUGUCAUCGCAACAAUAUUUGUCCUCAUGAAGAAAAUUGUAAAUAAAAUUGUUAUCCAUUAACAAACAA
This is a messenger RNA of Trichogramma pretiosum, 3494 nucleotides long. Its product is annotated as MFS-type transporter SLC18B1-like. Gene Ontology annotation, molecular function: transmembrane transporter activity. The transcript has 8 exons. The record is from RefSeq and is a predicted model, not a curated record. Lineage: Eukaryota; Metazoa; Arthropoda; Insecta; Hymenoptera; Trichogrammatidae. Gene Ontology annotation, biological process: transmembrane transport. The coding region runs from base 367 to 1896 and encodes 509 amino acids.